UAUUUAUUGCGGUAAAGAAGAAUCGCCGGGAGAUGGGUUUUGGAUUCAUCUUCCAAGGAGCAAGCCGCGUACCAAUAUGAGAAAAAGUCGUUGGUUUUCUUCCUCUCUGUAUCUCAUCUCGCCCAGUCAAACUGUAUUAUAGUAUAAGAGGGAGCUUACGUCUGGGUAGAGAGAGAUAGAUAUGGGUGGUAACGGCAAGCAUAGGUGGAAAAUUUCAUUUCGAUCGUCUUCCUCAAUGCCGAAGCAGUCUCCUAAGGAGUUCAUGUGUCCCAUUUCUGGGUCUUUGAUGGCUGACCCAGUGGUGGUUGCGUCGGGUCAAACUUUUGAGAGGAUUUCUGUUCAGGUGUGCAGGAACUUGGGGUUUGUUCCGGUUUUGGGUGACGGGUCUAGGCCUGAUUUCACUGUUGUAAUUCCCAAUUUGGCUAUGAAGUCCGCGAUUCUGAAUUGGUGUGCUGCGUCCCGCGUGGACCGUCCGACGGAGCCGGAGUAUGGAUCGGUGGAGACGCUUGUGAGGGCGGCAAUGGGGUCGGACGGAGAUGAUAGGUUUGAGACUUCGGAGAAGGAGUUGCUUCGAGGUGUGCCGGGGAACCCGCCGGUCAUGUUCUCACACGCCGCCACGGAGGUGAAUCACCGGCCCAAUCAUUUCUACUCCAGCAGCUCUGAGGAAUCUGUCAUCGCUGCCGUUCCGGCGACUCCCCUCCCCCUCACAACUCGACCCUCCUGUUAUUCAUCGUUUUCAUCGUCUUCGGACGAAGCCCUUAGCCUGGCCGUGACUCUAGACCCCAUUUCUUCCGAGGAAGAAGAGAUUUUGGGGAAAUUGAAGAGCUCUGAAGUUCAUGAGCAGGAGGAAGGGCUGAUUUUGCUGAGGACGAUUACGAGAACGAAGGAGGAUCUUAGGGUUUCGCUCUGUACCCCUGGAGUGCUCUCCGCCCUCCGGCUGUUACUGAAUUCAAGGUACGCGGUCGUGCAGACCAACGCCGCCGCAUCGGUGGUGAAUCUCUCUUUAGAGAAGCCGAACAAGGCAAAAAUCGUACGGUCCGGAAUCGUUCCGCCGUUGAUCGACCUGUUGAAGGGCGGACUCCCGGAGUCGCAGGAGCACGCCGCCGGGGCACUCUUCAGUCUAGCAAUAGAAGACAACAACAAGACGGCGAUUGGGGUGAUGGGCGCAUUGCCGCCGCUGCUCCACGCGCUUAGAUCGGAGAGCGAGCGGACUCGCCACGACUCGGCUCUGGCACUGUACCAUCUCUCACUCGACCAGAGCAACCGAGUCAAACUCGUGAAACUCGGUGCCAUACCGACUCUACUCGCCAUGGUGAAGUCCGGCGACCUGGCGAGCCGCGCUCUGCUCAUACUCUGCAACAUGGCCGCCUCCGGCGAUGGGCGCUCUGCAAUGCUGGACGCGAAUGCCGUGGAUUGCUUGGUGGGGCUGUUGAGAGGAAAGGAACUAGACUCGGAGUCAACUCAAGAAAACUGCGUGGCCGUGCUAUACUUGCUGAGCCAUGGGAGCAUGAGGUUCAAGGGGUUGGCAAGAGAAGCAAGAGCAGUAGAGGUUUUACGGGAGGUUGAAGAGAGAGGAAGCGGGAGAGCGAGAGAGAAAGCGAAGAGGAUGUUGCAGAUGAUGAGGGGACGAGACGAGGAAGAAGAAGUGGACUGGGAAGGGGUUCUGGAAUCGGGGGCGUUGAGUCAGCCACGGUACCGAGUGGGCGGUGCCGGCAAACAGCACAUUCAUGGAGCAUACUCCACUGAAUUUUGAUUGAUUGAUGGUUUAGGGUUUUUGAAAGGUUUUAGACCUUUUGUCUGUAUAGAGUUGAAUUUCAGUUACUCGUUGGAGCUCUGAAAACUUGUGUAUGCAUCUUUCCAUCUCCAAUUGAUGGGUUAUGGUCCCUGUAGAAGUCUGUUUUGAGUCUCAAAUUUGUAAAUAAUAGAGUGAAUUGGAAACAGUUGCAUCACCAGUGGAAGGAAGAAGAUGAAGUUUCAGGAAGGAAAUUCACACUUGAAUAGCAGUAGGUGUUUUUGUUUUUAUUUGACUUUGUUCAUAGUCUGGAUUCUUGGGUCUGUUGUAUUUAAUCUGCUGUUUCCAUUAUACUUGGUCUGUAGACUCUGUACAGAAAAUUAAUUUGGAA
Vitis riparia (riverbank grape) is the source of this 2123-nucleotide messenger RNA. RefSeq names its product U-box domain-containing protein 38-like. Bases 182 to 1753 code for a protein of 523 amino acids. The transcript has a single exon. Gene Ontology annotation, biological process: protein ubiquitination. Gene Ontology annotation, cellular component: nucleus; cytoplasm. The record is from RefSeq and is a predicted model, not a curated record. NCBI's taxonomy places the organism in Eukaryota, Viridiplantae, Streptophyta, Magnoliopsida, Vitales, Vitaceae. Gene Ontology annotation, molecular function: protein binding; ubiquitin-protein transferase activity.